GAUUUACAAGUAGUUGCUUUGAAGUCCAGCUAUUCUUUUGGCCUCCAUAUCAGAAUUAAAUACAUUACUUUUUAAUUUUAUUUUUAGCUAUUUUGCGCAACUUAAAUAGAUAAGCACGUAGAAAAUAAUAAUAAGUUAAGAAACGCGUGGUAACGUAAGGAAGAUGGCGCAUUAUUUCAUUUGUGACGCAGCAGAAACGACCAGUAAAGAAACGAGAACGACAGUUAUUUCGGUUUGAUUUCAAGUCGGGUUGGGGAUGAAAUCGUAAAUAGAUUAGAAGAAUAAUAAAUACCUUAACAUAUUCAUUCUAUAAGGCUCAGAAUAACUAUAAGACACAACUUCAAAUCGAAAUUAGCAUCAAGAAGCCGCAAAAUGUGUAACAAUCAAGCCAACAUGGUGCUCCUGGGCGAGGUGUUCCCCAACUUUGAGGCCGAGACCACCGAGGGCCCGAUCAAGUUUCACGACUGGCUCGGUGGAUCGUGGGGUAUUUUGUUCUCCCACCCCGCCGACUUCACCCCCGUCUGCACCACGGAGCUCGGAGCCGCCGCACAGCUGGCCCCCGAGUUCGCCAAACGUGGCGUCAAGAUGAUCGCCGUCUCCUGCGAUCCAGUGCAGUCGCACAAGGACUGGAUCAAAGACAUUGAGGCGUACAACCACCUGGCCGGCGCGUUCCCGUACCCGAUUAUUGCCGACGAGGAGCGGCGCCUGGCGGUGCAGCUGGGCAUGCUCGACCCUGACGAGCGCACCGCCGAGGGACUCUGCCUGACGGCGCGCGCCGUGUUCGUCGUCGGGCCCGACAACCGACUGAAGCUGUCCAUCCUGUACCCGGCCACCACCGGACGCAACUUCCAUGAGAUUCUGAGGGCGAUCGACUCACUGCAGUUGACAGCUCAGAAGAAGGUGGCCACCCCGGUCAACUGGAAGGCCGGCGAUAAGUGCAUGGUGCUGCCAUCUAUCAGCGAGGACGACGCCAAAAAGCUGUUCCCAGCCGGUGUCGAGGUGCACGAGGUGCCUUCAGGCAAGAAGUACAUCCGCACCACGCCGCAGCCGCAGUGAUCCGACGGGCCGGCGCCGCGCUGCGCACCAGUCCCGGCCGGACAGGUGCGGCGGCCGCGCCCCCUCCCGCCGGGACUGCUGACGUGUCAGAGGGGGCGGGGCAGCCCGGAGGACUUCGUGUGUGAUUGCACCUGUUUUGUAACGCGGCUUAUGGGCACGGUCGCUUUCUAUUCCUCAUUGUGAUAUUGUUGCGGGCUCUAAUAAACAUGCCUCCUCGGUCA
This is a messenger RNA of Amphibalanus amphitrite, 1277 nucleotides long. Its product is annotated as peroxiredoxin-6-like. The record is from RefSeq and is a predicted model, not a curated record. The transcript has 6 exons. Gene Ontology annotation, molecular function: peroxiredoxin activity. Bases 373 to 1056 code for a protein of 227 amino acids. Gene Ontology annotation, cellular component: mitochondrion; cytosol. Gene Ontology annotation, biological process: cellular oxidant detoxification; cell redox homeostasis. NCBI's taxonomy places the organism in Eukaryota, Metazoa, Arthropoda, Thecostraca, Balanomorpha, Balanidae.